AAAAAAAAAAACUCAAAGCAUAAAAGCACAAACUCAUUUGUGAAUCAAAAGUGUUUGAUUUCAACACAUCUGACAAUACUAACCUUAUAUAUAUACAAAAAUAUUUAUACCCACAAGAAGAAAUUCCCUUUUUUUUUUGUUUCUUUAUUAUCUUGUUUGUUUUCUUAGAAUGACAGAGUCAAAUAUAUACUACUAUAUUCUUCAUUUCAUAUUAGUAUGUGGGUGUAAUAACAAUUUUCAAGAAAAGGAAAGCUUUUUGAUGUGUUGUUGUGUUCAUAGGUUCUUUCUGUUGUUCUUUAAUUUCAUUUGUUUGUUUCUUUCUUAUACUAUUUGUAUAUUAGUAGUAAGUAGUACUACCAACAGUAUAUCAAAUUCAAGAAAGAGUUAUUUAUUAUCAAAAUCUAACCACACAUCUCAAUCAAAGUACUUACAUAGGUUGCUACUCUUCUUUUUUACUUUUUGGGGGCGAGUGAGAGAGAGAGAGAGAAUUAAAAGAUAAUGCUUUCAGUUGUAGUAAUAUACUUUGUGGGUGUGUUUAAUUUUCUGUCUUUUCGUCAAUACCAAAAGCAACAACCCCCAAAUUUUUCCUCUUUCUCUUUCUAUCUAUCUUAGCUCUAACCCUAAUUUAGAGAGAGAAGUUCAAAAAAAAAAAAAAGGAGAGAUUUUGAUGUCUUCUAAUGGUGGGUCAUGGUAUUUUCUAGUAUGUUUUUGAUCAUUUGGAAGGUUAAUUUAUUUGGGGUUAAGUUAAAAAUUUAAUCUUGGUGGUGGAAAUGGAGUCUGAUGGUGGUGGAAAUGGAGAAAGUGCUAGUGCUGCUGUUGCUACUACUGGUGUUGUUGGUGGAAGUUGUGAUGUGGAGAAAAAGAAGGUACUAGAAGGGGAGCCUAAGGUUAAGAGGAAAAUGAAAACUGCUUCUCAGUUGGAGAUUCUUGAAAAGACUUAUGCUACUGAUACUUAUCCUUCAGAAGCAUUGAGAGCAGAGUUGUCUGUAAAAUUAGGCCUAUCUGAUAGGCAACUGCAGAUGUGGUUCUGCCAUAGGAGGCUCAAGGACAGGAAAGCUACUACGCCAGUGAAGCGGCAGAAGAAGGAAGCUUCACCUGGUGGACAAGGGGAUGAGCUGGCAGUGAGUGGUGAAAUUGGGAAGGAGCAUCAUGCUUCUGGUUCUGGUUCCAGAGUAAGUCCGCUUGGUCUCAUGGACUUACAGCAGGUGCAGGUGCAGGUGCAACUACAGCACCACCAGCGCGUUGUUCAUCGACCAGGAACUGCAGUGCCUAGGUUUAGUAGAACUGAAAUGCCAGCUUUGAAGAGAUAUUAUGAGCCACCUCAAGCCAUAUCCGAGCUUCGGGCAAUCGCAUUUGUCGAAGCACAGUUGGGGGAGCCAUUAAGGGAAGACGGACCUAUUCUUGGAAUGGAGUUUGAUCCCUUGCCACCCGGUGCAUUUGGUGCACCAAUUGUGGCAGCCAUGCAGCACAAGCCAGCUGGACGGCCUUUUGAGGCUCAAAUCUAUGAGAGACCAGAUGUUAGUUCAAUCAAGGGUACUACAAGGACUUUGCGUGAGUACCAGUUUCUUCCGGAGCAGCCAUCAAUUAGAAGCGAUAGCUAUGAACAACCCGUACCAUCUCAUUAUUACAGUUCUACUGAAGUUCAGAGCACCAGAACCAUGUUAUCAACUGGGAGGUCAUUUAUGCCUGGGAGUGAGCAAGUUGCCUCUGCAUACAGUAUUCCUGGUCAGAUCCCAACUUUAAAUCUUCUGCCUCAAGGGAGGCCAGGUCACAUAUCUCCAGCUUCUGCUGAGGCUGAGGCUGUUCCACAAAGAUCUCUUGUGAACGUAGAAGUAGAGGCUAAUUAUAGUGGUCAGCCAAUGAUGGCGUUGGAGAGUCCAUUUAUGCCUUCUGAUAAAAGAGUCAUCCAUGAUGAGGAACGGUUGGAGAGAAAGCGAAAGAGUGAAGAGGCGAGAAUUGCAAGGGAAGUAGAGGCCCAUGAGAAAAGGAUCCGGAAAGAGCUUGAGAAGCAAGACAUAUUACGAAGAAAGAGAGAAGAGCAAAUGAGGAAAGAUAUGGAAAGACAAGACAGGGAAAGGCGGAAAGAGGAAGAAAGGCUGCUCCGCGAAAAGCUGCGUGAGGAAGAGAGGUUACAGCGUGAGCAUAGGCGUGAGAUGGAACGAAGAGAGAAGUUUUUGCAGAAAGAGACUAUCAAAGCUGAGAAAAUGAGGCUUAGAGAAGAAAUGCGCCGAGAGAAGGAGGUUGCAAGGCUUAAAGCUGCUAAUGUAAGGGCUACUGCCCGAAGAAUAGCGAAAGAAUCAACAGAAUUAAUUGAUGAUGAACGUCUGGAAUUGAUGGAGCUAGCAGCCUCAAAGAAGGGUUUGCCCUCAACAUUGUCUCUAGACAGUGAAACUCUACAAAAUCUAGAAGCAUUUAGAGAUAUGCUCAAUGAAUUUCCACCAAAGAAUGUCUGCUUGAGAAAGCCAUUUGGACUUGAGCCAUGGAUAUGCUCAGAGGAGGACGUAGGUGAUCUUUUAAUGGUUUGGAGAUUCUUAAUUACUUUUUCUGAUGUUCUCCAUCUCUGGCCAUUCACUCUGGAUGAGUUUGUACAAGCAUUUCACGAUUAUGAUCCAAGGCUGCUUGCAGAGAUACAUAUUGCUCUUCUCAAAUUGAUAAUAAAAGACAUUGAAGAUGUUGCUAGAACACCUGCCAGUGCAGUAGGAGCAAACCCAAACAGUGGAGCGAAUCCUGGAGGCGGACAUUCUUAUAUUGUUGAAGGGGCAUAUGCAUGGGGUUUUGACAUAAGAAGUUGGCAGAGCCACUUGAAUGCCCUGACGUGGCCUGAAAUACUGCGGCAAUUUGCACUCUCUGCUGGUUUUGGGCCGAAGCUAAAGAAACAACAUGUUGAAUCAGCUUAUCCACGGGAUGAAAAUGAGUGUAAUAAUGGGGCAGAUACCAUUUCCACCUUACGUAGUGGAGUUGCUGCUGCGAAAGCAGUUGCCAAAAUGAAAGAGAGAGGUUUCUCUAAUCCGCGAUCUAGGCAUCGAUUGACACCUGGAACAGUCAAAUUUGCAGCAUUUCACGUUCUUUCACUUGAGGGAAGUAAGGGCCUUAAUAUCCUCGACGUUGCUGAAAAGAUUCAGAAAUCUGGUCUUCGGGAUCUGACAACCAGCAAGACACCUGAAGCAUCUAUUUCUGCUGCAUUAUCGAGGGAUACAAAGCUUUUCGAGAGAACAGCUCCUUCAACAUAUUGUGUACGUGAUCCUUACAGGAAAGAUCCUGCUGAUGCUGAUGCCAUUCUUUCCGCAGCUAGGGAAAAAAUUCGACUUUUUAAAAAUGAAUACGUGAAUGGAGAAGAAGCAGAGGAUGUUGAGAAAGAGGUUGAAAGGGAUGAUGAGUCUGGAAGUGAUGCUGCUGACGAUCCUGAAGUUGAUGAUUUAGUCUCCGAGUUAAAAUUUGCGGAGACUCCUGAAUCCCAUAUAACCGACAGAACUGAUGGCAGGAAUUCUAGUUUUGACUUGACACGGACACCAGAAGAUCUUAAUAUGCAGAAUUCAUCCGGAAUAAUGCAUUCAGAAAACUUCAGGGAGUUAAAACCUGUAGGAACUUCUGGUGAUCAAUCAGCUGCAAGUGGUGUUGAUGCAAGUAAUCUCGAUCAAGAAGAUACAGUCAUUGAUGAAAGCAAUGCUGGUCAAAAAUGGGUUCAAGGGCUUAUGGAAGGGGAGUAUUCUGGUAUCACUGUUGAAGAGCGCCUUCAUGCCCUUGUUGCCUUGAUUGGUGUUGCAAAUGAGGGGAAUUCUGUUCGCCUUGUAUUAGAGGAGCGACUGGAAGCUGCAUCUGCAUUGAAGAAGCAGAUUUGGGCUGAGGCACAGCUCGAUAAACGUCGUUUCAAAGAGGAUUUCUUACUGAAGGUACAAUAUCCAUUGGUUAGAAACAACGCUGAACAGUUCUGCUCAGUUACUUCCGUGGAGGCUAGGCAAAGUCCAUUGCUUGCUGUUGGUGGCCAUAGUGAGGUGGCAGACAGACCUUUACUUCAGCAGGAACCCAUGCAUAAAUUGCCAGAUGAACCUAAUAAUCCUAGUGGUGUUGCUGUAGAGAAGACUUCCCCAAUGCCAGAGAUUUGUGGAGGUCAGGAUAAUUCGCAGCUUCAGCAUUUUGCAUAUGUUGCUGAAAAGUCGCGUUCCCAGCUGAAAGCUUAUAUUGGCCAUAGGGCGGAAGAGACAUUUGUUUAUCGGUCUCUGCCCCUUGGUCAAGAUCGCAGACGUAACCGGUAUUGGCAGUUUAUCACGUCACCCUCUCGAAAUGAUCCAGGCUCUGGCAGGAUUUUUGUUGAGUUACGUGAUGGUAGAUGGAGGCUAAUUGAUUCUGAAAAGGAUUUCAAUGCUUUAAUGGCUUCUUUGGAUAUUCGUGGAACUAGAGAAUCUCAUUUGCAUUCAAUGCUUCAAAAUAUUGAAGCAACUUUCAAGGAAACUGCUAGGAGGCAUAAGUACACUGAAGGACAACUUGGAAACUCCGUCAAAGAGGAUACUUCUGAAACAGUACCUAGCAAUGAUUGCUGUUCAAAUACUGGUAGCUAUAAGAGCACAAUCUGUAUCUCAAACCGCGAAACACCAGAACCUUCAACUUCCUUUCUUAUUGGGCUUGGGAGUAACAAAAAGGAGAACACUGAUGCCUUGACGAGAUAUGCAGAUCUAGAGAAGUGGAUGUGGGAAGAAUGUGCUGAUUCCCAGUUUCUAUGUGCAAGGAAGUAUGGAAGGAUGAGAUGUGAAAAGUUGAUCAGUAUUUGUAAUAAUUGCCAUGACACAUACUUCUUGGAAGAUAACCACUGUCCUUGUUGUCAUAGGACAUUCAGUCCAGCAAAGAGUUCAUAUUUUAUGGAGCAUGUAGCUCAAUGCAAAGAUAAAUUGGAGGAUCUAUUUUGGCCUCUGUGUAUCUUGGACUCGUCACCUCCUCUUCGAAUUAGAUUGCUAAUAGCGCAGUUAGCUUCAGUGGAGGCCUGUAUUCCUCCUGAAGCUCUUCAGCCUGUUUGGUCAGAAGUAUAUCGAAGAUCUUGGGGUUCAAAGUUGCAUAAUGCUUCAGCUGCUGGUGACCUCCUUCAGAUUCUGACAUUAUUGGAAGGUGCUAUCAAGAGGGAAUAUUUAAUAUCAAAUUAUGAAACUACAAAUGAGUUGUUGGGUGCUGUUAGCAACUCCAAUCUUGACGGGAUGGUGGUGUUACCUUGGGUACCUCACACAACAUCUGCUGUUGCACUAAGGCUUAUGGAACUUGAUUCCUCCAUCUGUUAUACGCAGCAGCAGAGAACUAAUUCUCUGAAAGAUAAAGAAUCUGCAGAUUUCAUUACGCUUAAAACAAAUUAUGCUGACAUGAAGAGAGCGGGGGUUAUAUCUGCUGAAGCUCGUGAAUAUGAAAAGCUAGAAACUGACUUUUCGGGUAAGGUAGGAGGUGGACAUGCUAAUUCAGGACAGGGGCGUAAUCGUGUAAGAGGAGGAGCUCAUUGUCAUGUCCGUGGAGGCAAAUCUCAGAGAAAAGUCGAUGCAUCCAGAUCUGAAUCUGCCCAGAGAAGUUCAACAAAGAAUAGCGACAGAUUUGGCCACCUUUCUGCCUGGAAAGGUCGAGAUCGUGGCAAAGGAAAACGUAAAAGAGGCCGUCGCUCAGUUCGUAAUAGACAAAAGCCAGUCAAGAUUAAGGAAGAAGUUACUGUAGAAGAAGUGCCCAUCUCCAUUCAGCAAGAUUGGAACGAAGUUGAAGAUGGAGAAACACCUCAAUUUGAGGCGCCUGAUAAUGACAGCGAUUCUGCAACAUCAGGAACUGAAGAUAAAGGUCAAGCAACCGUUGAUUAUGAAGACUUAAUGGUUGAUGACUACGGUUCUUUCAGUGGUAGAACUGAUCAUGCGUCCACCAGUGUUAGUUACAGCAUUGGCCGACAUUAUACUGAACCUGCUGAAGAUGGAGAUGAUGUCGAUGAUGAAGAGGAUGAGGAAGAUGGAUUGGCCAAUGAAAAUGUUCAAAGAUACUUUGAUGGCGAGUCUGAGGAAGAGGGGAAUAGAUUUAUGGAUGGAGAACUUGUUGAAAACCCAAAUAAAGAUUCAGAAUCAUCGUCUGAGUAUAGCGAUUGACAACAGUUCAUGAGCGCUGCACUUGUCCGCUACUUAGGUUAAACCCAAAAGGGUAUUUCCUCCUCAUGAGCGCUGAAGAGAGGAAGGUUGAUGGAUAAAUUGUCGACAUGUCCUACAUCAGCGCUCGUGUUGAAAAGGCGACAAUAAUGUUGUGAAAGCAUCAUUAGUGCUAUUCCAACUGUUAAUAGUUAGCAUCCAACUUGAAAAUAGUACAGUGCUCCUCCUUACACUAACAUAUGUCUUACAGCGCGUGUAAUCUAAUAUGGCAAUAUAUUUGUCGUUCUUUUGAUGUGCA
Messenger RNA from Lycium barbarum (goji berry), 6390 nucleotides. RefSeq names its product homeobox-DDT domain protein RLT2. Gene Ontology annotation, molecular function: DNA binding. Lineage: Eukaryota; Viridiplantae; Streptophyta; Magnoliopsida; Solanales; Solanaceae. Gene Ontology annotation, biological process: regulation of transcription by RNA polymerase II. The coding region runs from base 771 to 6095 and encodes 1774 amino acids. The record is from RefSeq and is a predicted model, not a curated record. The transcript is spliced from 18 exons.